Molecule: messenger RNA, 669 nt
Organism: Fonsecaea erecta
Lineage: Eukaryota; Fungi; Ascomycota; Eurotiomycetes; Chaetothyriales; Herpotrichiellaceae
Exons: 1
Coding region: 1-669 (222 amino acids)
Source: RefSeq, a predicted model, not a curated record
AUGGGAUUCGAGCCUGAGACAUACUACCUCGGACCGAACAAGCAUUGCCCCAACAACGACAUGCCCGUCCUGAUCUAUCGCGACUGUCUUCCGCUGCCACUUUCCGAAGCGAAAACGACCGAAUUCCUCGAGUCGCAUGCCUGGGAGAAGAAAGGCACGUGGGGCCAUAUCUCGUACAGGCAUUUCCAUCCCAACACCCACGAGUGCUACGGUAAAAAGCCCCUGUCCCCCCUGGGACAGUCCAACGCCUUCUUCACGCUGCUGCUAAAUUUUGAGUCUUGCACAGGAGUGUUCCAGGGCGAAUCGCGGAUCCUUGUCGGUUGUGGCAAGAACGACACGUCCGGAGGUGAGGAGAUCGAGGUGCACGCUGGAGAUGUCAUCGUCCUCCCUGCCGGAACGGGACACUGCUCUCUGCAAAGCAGUGCCGAUUACAGAUACAUCGGGGUUUAUCCAGAGGUAAAGCAGACUCCCCGUCUCAGGGACUGGUGGUUUCCCUUCGUUUUCACUCACAUGGUGCGUUUUCAGGGAGCCCCGAAAUGGCGUAGCGAGUUGGGCAAAGACGAGGUCGGUGAUUCAUUUAGACAGGAGAUCCAGGCCGUGGCAUUACCCGUGCAGGAUCCGGUCAAUGGGUCAGAGGGACCGCUGUUGAAGUUAUGGAGGAAGACGUGA